AUGUUUGAACGAUAAGCUAGAUGACCAAUCACUGGACCUUAUGACUUUUGUUAUACCUACAAGUAUAUGACCGGUAACAACAGAGCUUGUUUCUGAUUGUCGGUUUUAUUGCUAACUUUGACAGUUUAGUUGUCCCCUUAAGGAAACCAUCAAAAGGAACUAGAUACACACAGGUGCUAAAACAGGGAAAAUGUCAUAAAAUUACUCAUCAAAAUGUUAGAAGAUAUUCAUGCCAUUUUGGUUUGCGCGACGUCAUUCUUGUUCUCAUAAUGGUUAUAUUUUUUCUUACGCAAAGCUGUUGGUAAAAAUUAAGUGAACCUUUAACUUUAUAAUUAUACUCUUGGAUAUUUUUCAUUGGAACUACUUACUUUUGUCAUACGUAUUAUAUUUUAAAUAUUUUCGAAUUAUUACAAAAACUGCCGAUUUUUCUUGAAGGAAUAAGUGUUUAUAUUUAUCAAGCAAAGUCGGUCAUUCAUUUCAUAGACAACCUAAGGUUAUUCCUGCACCAAUCCUGACAUAAACAAUACGCAUUGACACUUUGGAUACCAAAAAUCAAUAGUGAUGGGGGAAGCUUACUGUCAUAACAAACAACAAUGAUCAUGUAUGCGACCAGACGAUGUGUAACGGUAUUGUUUCUAAAUGUGAACUGCUGUGUGGAUAUUAUGACUAAAUAAUACAAGUCAGAAAAGGAUAUUCAGUUCUAUGAGAAGGAGUUAACUUCAUUAUGAAAUUUGAUUUUGUUUCGUGUUUUGUUUUUGUGUUUGUGUUUUUAUCAAUAUCGUGUGAUGGUAAAGGACGGAAUGAAAUCCAGAGGAAAAAACGAAUCAAACAUAUUAGUACAAAAGUAUAUAGACCUUCAAAGGACAUGUAUGCGAAAUAUCUUAACAUGGAUCCACCUAGGUUUCCACCUACGAUUAUCCAUACACGAUUACGUGUACCGUUUGACGGGCCACCACCAAAGUAUAAAUGGAAACCAAAAUCAUUACACUUGAAUAGGGAUAAAAUGCGGAGUAAAAUGUUGAAUCCUGGUGGUAGAAAUACAAAAAAGGUCAAAUGGUAUCCAUCUAAAUAUCCAGUUUUAACCGGAAAAACAUUUGGCAAAGGAAAUCCAACGAAACAUGUGAAGAGGAAAAUUUACCGAACAACAAAACAAUUUAAUCCGUCAACUAAAUCAGUAUAUAGAUACACUGUUGCCCCAAGAAAACCUCAUCCAAACAGAGCAAGGAUUACUUAUCCAGCAAAAGCAAUGCCAAUUCGUACAACAACAAUUAAACCACAAAGACCAAAAUCAAUACAUCUGUUCAAUCCUAUAAGUGACUAUGUUCUUUCUACAGAACCUACAACACCAAAAGCAUCUGUUUUUAUUCCUGUGCCUAUUUUGAAUGAGCUUAUCAUUGAUUUGGCAAAACCAGUGUCGCAGACAACUACUAUGAAACCUAUUCCAAUUGCCAAGAACAAACCUGUACAUUCAGUAUUUGAAAGUACAACACCAAUACCAUGGCCAAGAGUUUUUACGCGUAGACCAAUAUCAAGGAGGCAACCUCCACCGUCUAUAAUCUUAAUAAGACCUAGACCUAGACCGAAGCCUAAAACUACCUUUUCACCAAUUAUGUUACACCAGACUACAAUGCCGCAAAUUAUUGUUCCUCCUGUUUUUCCUGCUUUGUUUGAACAAGCACCAAGGUUACCAACUUUGAAAAACAACGACGUGAAGCGCGUUCGCAUACUAAAAACAACACAAUCGCCAACUACUACCCAGAAAACAACAAGCACUGGUUUACCUCAGACAACUUUUCAACCAACCGUAGUACCACACACCACUACUCAAAAGUCAGGCCAAACAAAAUGGCGCGACACUGACGACAACGAUUCGUUACAUAUAAAACCUCUUCAAGAAUCUUCAACAAAAUCAUAUGAGCCAGUAACUAGAUAUGUGUCUGUUGAGAAAACAAGUACACAAGGUACACUAACGUCUGUUUCAAUGGAGGAUUUAACAUAUAACAUCACAACCAUGAUCUUGGAUGAACUUGCAAAAUCUUACACGAAAUUUCCAACAAAUACUGGUGAAGUAAAGAUGAUUAGUUCUACUAAAUCAUCACAGACAAUAUCUACGAAAUUACCUACUACGACAUCUAAACCUACCGUGACAACGGUUAAACCUAUUGUGAUAAAGUUUAAACCUAUUGUAACAACGGUUAAACCUAUUGUGACAUCAGAAAUGCCAACAGCAAGACACAUUUCAAUACCAUUUGGACUACCAAUUGAUUACAGUUAUCUUGAGGUAAAAGAGGAAAAAACUACUACGAAAAAUGCAAUAUCUGAACAUUCCACACAACCGCCAAUCAUCUCAACAAAAAGUCCUUUGAUAAUGUCUAAAACAUCUUCAACAACAACAAGGGAAGUACCUACAACAACAAGGAAAGUACCUACAACCACAACAACAGAAGUAACUACAACAACAACGGAAGUUCUAACAACAACGGAGGUACACAGAACAACAACGGAAGUACCUACAACCACAACCACAGAAAUACCUACAACAACAACGGAGGUACCUAAAACAACAACAGAAGUACCUACAACCACAACGACAGAGAUACCUUCAACAACAACGGAAGUACCUUCAACAACAACGGAGGCACAUACAACACCAACGGAAGUACCUACAACAACAACAGAAAUACUUUCAACAACCACCACAGAACCUACAACCACAACGAAAGUACAAACAACAACCACAGAAAUACCUACAACCACAACAGAAAUACCAUCAACAACAACAGAGGUACCUCCAACAACAACAACGGAAGUACCUUCAACCACCACAACAACAACAGAAGUACAUACAACAACAACAACGGAAGUACCUACAACCACAACAACAACGGAAGUACCUACAACCACAACAACAACAACGGAAGUACCAACAACCACAACAACAACGGAAGUACCUACAACUAAAACAACGGAUGCGCCUACAACAGCAACAACAACGGAAGCACCUACAACCACAAAAAUGGAAAAACCUACAACUCCAUUUUCACAAAUACUAAGUUCUUCUAUUUCGAACUUACCUACUACCUCAAAUUUGUCCAAAGGACCAGAAAUUGUUAAGAGGGGGGAUAACAUUCCUACAACUACCGAAGCAAUAGAUAUGAAACAUAGUUUGAAAAUUAUGGGAAUACCGUUAUAUAUACCUAUGAUACGUGAGGAUCAAACAACAACACCAGAAACCAGAACAAUUAAAGGUAUAUUCGUUCAUAUUCCGGUCACAACCGAAGUAGCAUCAAACCAAAAUGAGACUAAUGAUUUGAACAGUACCCUUUCAUCAAAUAAUAAAACAGAAUUUUCUACAACAAUGACGAUGAUUGAAAAUGACGAACAAACGUCAACGAUGCUAACAUCAAACGAGUCAACUACAUUGUUAUCAACUUCAACUCUAGAAGAGUCGACAACCGAAAAAUCUAUUUCAGAGGACUCAACAAUAAUGUUUACUACCACAGAAAACCAAACAGAAAUACAACCAACAUCACCUUUGGAAGAGUCAACCACAAUAUCAUCAACUCCAUAUUCAAAUGAACCAACAGAAAUACGAGAAAUAUACACUACAGAGAAAUCUGAACUGAUCCCGUCAACAACAACUUCACUACCUUCUAGCAAAACCCUGAGAAGUACUACAUCUUCGUCAACUAUUUUAAGUACUACCAAUUUGCCAACGACUGAAAGUACAACAGUGGAUAGUACCACAACACCAGUAACUAACAGUACCUCGACGCAGUCCUCAACAACAGAAAAAGACUUGGAUAACUCUACAUCUCCCUCAAAUAGUUCUACAGAAUUGUUUAACAUUAAUCCGGAAACAACUACGAAUGAAACAACACAAGAACUAUUUUCUACAACCAAUAUCACUUCCAGUACUCCGACAACGACUGGUUUCGAAAUGAUUACGUCUCCAACGACAGUUGCAACGACAAAUAUUUCUAUAACGACUAAUUCCGAAUUAAAUAUGACUACAACGAUAGCGCCAAUGAAACAUUCAACGACAACUGAUUCAGAAAUUAUUACGACUCCAACGAUCGCAGUAUCUACAAAAACCUCAGCGACAACUGAUUCAGAUAUUAUUACGACUUCAAAGAUAGCUGUUGCUACAAAUACUUCAACAACGAUAGCUUCAGAAAUUGUUACGACUCCAACGAUCGCUGUUGCUACAAAUACUUCAACAACGAACGAUUCCGAAAUUACGACGCCAACGAUUGCUGCAGUUACAAAUACUUCAACAACGAACGAUUCCGAAUCUAUUACGAAUCAAACAACAGCUGCAACAACAACAACAACACCAACCAGUCGGGAGCCAACAACAGAGGUGAAAAUGGUGUUUCCAGAACACGUUACUGGAAGGUUUCCAUCUUCUACAAUGAAACCUGCGGUCAGGAUUCCACACAAUUGUGUCACUAUGGGGUGUCCGAAAGGCAGAGUGUGUUUGUCAGAUCAAAACGAUCUUUGUUUUAAAGGCGAAAAAGCACGUACAUGUUUUUGUAAACCUGGAUGUAAGCAUGAGAAUAUGUUAAUUGAAUUAGGCCAGCCUGUUGUUAUGGACCGUUGUGGCAAUUUGUGUUAUUGUGGUUCCGGUGGAUUGACUGCAUGUACGAAAAUACCUUGUGAAAAGAGCAGAUAUGUAAUAACAACACCAAACCCUUUUAAACCAGUCGAGUUUAAACCUGAUGUAAAGGAUAGGGGACCGACUAGGGGCGACUCGCCUUAUUUCUAUGUGGACAAUACGAAGUCCAAGUCAAUAAAAGUUCAUGGAUUACAUUUUCCUGAUCAAUUGUUGGCGUGGUUGUCUCCUUUUUCGUCGGAAUUCAGGGAAAGUCUUCCAUCCUCUGGAAUUAAGGCAAUUUCGAUUGAAAAUCUAUUCAAAACUUGAAAACUCAGUGUGAAAAAAAGUUGGAAAACAGAUUAAUUUUCAGAUUCAAGUUUAUAUGGUUUACCACCGCUUUAAAACCAUCGUUCGCUUGCGAAGCAGUUGUUUGUAAAGAUAGACCGGAUGUAAGCGGCUGGGCCACUGAUUUCUAUCUUUGUAACGUUUUUAAUGUUCGUGACUCUAUGAAGGAGAACAAUGUGUUGCUUUCUGUCUUGUUAACGUUUACUUGUGUAAUUCUCGUUUCAUAAAAUGAAGUUAUUUAUUGUUUGAACAAAUUAGCAGGAUAAUUUGAUUUCAUUGUUGACAAGCAGAUGACAAUAGUCCCAUUUUAUUAUCGUUGUACAAAAUAUUAAUAAAAAUCUUAUGAUUUAGUGUA
Molecule: messenger RNA, 5297 nt
Organism: Mytilus trossulus (common blue mussel)
Lineage: Eukaryota; Metazoa; Mollusca; Bivalvia; Mytilida; Mytilidae
Product: mucin-2-like
Exons: 4
Coding region: 725-4924 (1399 amino acids)
Source: RefSeq, a predicted model, not a curated record